CACGAGGCGGGGAGAGUGGUUGCCGGAAGUAGUCGCUGAGGGAAGCGCAGUCGGACCCGGCAGUUGGGAGUGUGUAAGUUAGUGCCUGCUGGGAGCCCGGGGAUCAUGGGCAGAUGAGAGUUGCCUGCUGGAGCCGGUGGGCACCCCCUGCAGCAAAACCUUAAUCAUAUUGGCUUCAUAUAGCCAAGCGGGUCAUCUUUCUGGGUGCUCAUUAAGGACAAACAGCCUCUACUGCCUUCUCUCUCUGGCUAAGACCUGACAGCCCACAUUCUGAAAUAGAAGGAGGGAGCAUUUACUUUCAGAAAGAUUUAGGCAAUGGCUGCUCCUCCUUUCACCGGGCUCACAGCGGUUGCUGAUGUAAUUAAAGAUCUAGACACUCAGAUAGCUUUGAUUGGCCUCGGUCCCCACAAUCCCAAAAAAAAACAGGACCUUGACAAGCUCCAUGAACUGAAGGCCAAAGCCCGGCAGAUUAUGAACCAGUUUGGCCCCUCAGCCUUGAUCAACCUCUCCAACUUUUCAUCCAUAAAACCAGAGCCUUCCAGCACCCCCCCUCAGGGGUCCAUGGCCAACAGUACCACAGUGGGAAAGAUGCCAGGCCCCCCAGGGACAGGGGGCAGACUUAGUCCAGAAAGCAAUCAGGUUUUGACCAAGAAGAAAUUACAGGACCUGGUUAGAGAAGUAGAUCCCAACGAACAACUGGAUGAAGAUGUGGAAGAGAUGCUACUACAGAUUGCCGAUGACUUCAUCGAGAGCGUAGUGACAGCAGCGUGCCAACUGGCCCGGCAUCGAAAGUCUAACACUUUAGAGGUCAAAGAUGUUCAGCUGCAUUUAGAGCGCCAGUGGAACAUGUGGAUCCCAGGUUUUGGCUCAGAAGAAAUACGACCUUACAAAAAGGCCUGCACCACAGAGGCCCACAAACAGAGAAUGGCCUUGAUCCGCAAAACAACCAAGAAAUAACACAUGGGAGGGGCAGGGAGAAGACAGCGCUGCAUUUGGAAACACAGGAGAGGCCUCCAAAAUAUCGCCUAUGGAAUUUUUUUCAUGCUUUAAAGAGAAGCAUAUGUUUUUAUUAACAAUACAGCAAUAUCUCUAGUGACUGAGGAGACCUGCCAAAAACCCUAGCCAUUAUAUGGUCCCAGUUCCCCUCCCUUUCACUUGCCCUCUCAGAGGGGAGCAAUGUAUCUCAACCCAAAGGAGGUUUUAUUUGUGGUUUAUCCUAAGCGAUUGUCCGAGGGACAGAGAGCAUCCUGGUCUUGUUUGAUGCGACAGUAGAGGUUUCUGUUUCCCUUUCCUCCCCAUACUUUGUAAUGUCAGUGUUUAUAUGAAUGACUUUGAUUUGUUUUUCAAAAAUAAAGAUGUUAUUAAUCUAA
Molecule: messenger RNA, 1370 nt
Organism: Dromiciops gliroides (monito del monte)
Lineage: Eukaryota; Metazoa; Chordata; Mammalia; Microbiotheria; Microbiotheriidae
Gene: TAF12
Product: TATA-box binding protein associated factor 12
Exons: 7
Coding region: 316-957 (213 amino acids)
Biological process (GO): DNA-templated transcription initiation; RNA polymerase II preinitiation complex assembly
Cellular component (GO): SLIK (SAGA-like) complex; transcription factor TFIID complex; SAGA complex
Molecular function (GO): TBP-class protein binding; DNA binding; protein heterodimerization activity
Source: RefSeq, a predicted model, not a curated record